Molecule: messenger RNA, 486 nt
Organism: Phialemonium atrogriseum
Lineage: Eukaryota; Fungi; Ascomycota; Sordariomycetes; Cephalothecales; Cephalothecaceae
Product: UPF0057-domain-containing protein
Exons: 3
Coding region: 1-486 (161 amino acids)
Cellular component (GO): membrane
Source: RefSeq, a predicted model, not a curated record
AUGUGCUCUGCAGACAUCUUCCUCGGCCUUUUGGCCAUCCUCUUCCCCCCAUUGCCAGUUUGGGUCAAGCGAGGCAUCUGCUCCGCCGACUCCCUCAUCAACAUCCUCCUCUUCGUGCUAGGAUAUAUCCCCGGCCUGAUCCACGCCUGGUACAUCAUCGCCAAGUUCCCCGAACCAGGCUACGACUACGAGGGCAUCCCGCAAGACGACGAGCGCGGGCGCUUCUACGUCUUCGUCCAUGACGGCGGCUCGACCCAGGCCCGGCAGCCGCCGCGGCAGCCCAAGCCCCAGGGCAACAUGAGCUACGGGACCACCGACAACGCCAACAGCAGCGGCUCCGGCCCGAAGCCUUCCGCCGCCCCGGCACCUGGCCCGGGCCCGGCCCACGAUGCCGGCCAGGGCGGCAGCAGCAGCAACGACGGCCCCGCGCCGCCGAGCUACGCCCAGGUCGUGGCGGGCGAUCACAAGAUCCAGAGCCAGGAGUAG